AUGGGGCUCUUCGGAAAGAAUCAGAUGCCUGUUGAGGGCAAGACUGUCCUCAUCACAGGCGGCUCUGAAGGCAUGGGACUGAGUGCGGCACGACAAUUAGCAGCCAAAGGUGCCAAUGUUAUAAUCAUUGCACGUAGCCAGCAAAAGCUGGAAGCUGCCCUGACUCAGAUCAAGGCCGCCGCCAAAUCACAAUCCCAACGCUUCCACGCCAUACCUGCAGACGUAUCUAAACCAAACUAUGCCGUUGAAAUCGUGUCGCAGGCCACAGCCUGGAACAAUGGCCAGCCCCUAGACAUCGUGUGGUGCAUAGCGGGCAUGUCCACUCCCAUGCUUUUCCAAGAAGACACUGCCAUUGCUGAGAUGCGUCACGAGAUGGGUGUCAAUUUUUGGGGCGCGAGCGAGAUGGCCCACGCCAUCCUCAGGGAGUGGUGGUCUCCCGACCGCAAAUACGCCAAAGAGCCCAAGCACCUCGUCUUCACGGCCUCAAUGCUGGCGCUGUACGCGGUCGCGGGUUACUCGCCGUACAACCCAACAAAGUGGGCGCUGCGGGGGCUAGCCGACACCCUGACGCAGGAGGCGAUGCUGUACCCAGACCAGCCUGUCCAGAUCCACGUCGUGUACCCGGGCACCAUCCUGAGCCCCGGCUUCGAGAGGGAGCAGAGGUCAAAGCCGGACGUCACGCUCGAGCUCGAGAAGGACGACCCGAAGCUGACUCCGGACCAGGUCGCCGAGAGGGCGAUCGCGGGCCUGGAGGCCGGCAAGCACUUUAUCACCGUCGGUAUCGCGGGCGAGCUGUUGCGCUAUGGAGUCUUGGGAGGGGCGCUGCGGAACAGCUGGCUGAUCGACAUACUUGGGGCGUGGUUUAUGGCGCCGGUUUGGUUUAUCGUGCAUAUGGUGAUGCAUGGGCAGAUCAAGAGCUUUGCGAAGAAGCAUGGGCAUCCGAGUACAUAUCCUAAGAAACUUUAG
Messenger RNA from Diaporthe amygdali, 966 nucleotides. RefSeq lists its product as uncharacterized. The record is from RefSeq and is a predicted model, not a curated record. Lineage: Eukaryota; Fungi; Ascomycota; Sordariomycetes; Diaporthales; Diaporthaceae. Gene Ontology annotation, molecular function: 3-dehydrosphinganine reductase activity. Gene Ontology annotation, biological process: sphingolipid biosynthetic process. Gene Ontology annotation, cellular component: endoplasmic reticulum membrane. The transcript is spliced from 3 exons. The coding region runs from base 1 to 966 and encodes 321 amino acids.